AUGAAGCUCACCACGCCUCUAGCCCUCCUUGCCCUCAUCUCAGGCGGCCACUCCCUCAUCAUCAAGCGAGAUCUCCCAGUCGCGUGGGUCUUAACAGACGUCUUAAACCGCACAAUCGAGCUAGAUUACGCCGUCGGGAACUUCACCAACAAAUUCAAACCCGUUGCAGACGGCGCAGACAACCUCAUCAAGUCGAUCGACAAUGCCCAACGCGUGGCGAACAAUACUCCCUUGAGGAUGAGUCAUUACGAAGUGACGCAAAUCAUUGCACCCUUCAGGCUGCUCCAGGGUAAAGCUGAGGAUCUCUUCGACACCUUCGAGGACCGCAAGGAGGAUGUCGAGAAGGCCAAGGCUUGUGGCAUCACUCACAAGAAACUCGGCAUCAUCGGUGAGACAAUCAGCAAGAUGAUGCGUACAGUUACGAACAAAGUCAAAUUCCCUUGGCCGUUGUUCGUGGUGAAGAGACACGCCAAAAAUAUUAGGAAGCUCUUGGCAGAUACGCAGAGUCUUUUUUCUGAGACUAACUGCAUUGAUGGAUAG
Pochonia chlamydosporia 170 is the source of this 540-nucleotide messenger RNA. Its product is annotated as hydrophobic surface binding protein A domain-containing protein. Bases 1 to 540 code for a protein of 179 amino acids. The transcript has a single exon. Lineage: Eukaryota; Fungi; Ascomycota; Sordariomycetes; Hypocreales; Clavicipitaceae. The record is from RefSeq and is a predicted model, not a curated record.